Nothoprocta perdicaria is the source of this 2211-nucleotide messenger RNA. It is a transcript of the gene RPUSD1, whose product is annotated as RNA pseudouridylate synthase domain containing 1. The coding region runs from base 36 to 944 and encodes 302 amino acids. Lineage: Eukaryota; Metazoa; Chordata; Aves; Tinamiformes; Tinamidae. The transcript has 5 exons. Gene Ontology annotation, molecular function: pseudouridine synthase activity; RNA binding. The record is from RefSeq and is a predicted model, not a curated record. Gene Ontology annotation, biological process: pseudouridine synthesis.
GCGGCCACCGGCGGCUCUUCCCCGCAGCGCUCGCCAUGGAGCCGGGCACCAUCGACAACCUCUGCAUCCUGUACCAGAGCCCUGACUUCAUCGUGGUCAACAAGCACUGGGACAUCCGCAUCGACAGCAAGAUGUGGUACGAGAAGCUGACGCUGCAGAGCCAGCUCAAGCACCGCUUCCCCGAGCUCGCCGACCCCGGCACCUACUACGGCUUCAGGUUCUGCCACCAGCUGGACUUCUCCACGAGCGGGGCGCUGUGCGUGGCGCUCAACAAGGCGGCGGCGGGGAGCGCCUACAAGUGCUUCAAGGAGCGGCUGGUGACCAAAGCCUACCUGGCGCUGGUGCGGGGCCACGUGGAGGAAACGCGGCUGACGAUCCGGCAUGCCAUCGGCAAGAACACGAGCGAGGGCAUGACCCACAUGAUGUGCAUCGAGGGCACGGAGGGCUGUGAAAACCCCAAGCCCUGCCAGUCGGAGCUCAUCGUCCUCGAAUACGGAUCCUACAGUGGAGACCCCGUAACCAAAGUGCUGCUGCAGCCGCUCACAGGGCGGACACACCAGCUCCGGGUUCACUGCAGCGCCAUCGGCCACCCCAUCGUGGGGGACUUCACCUACAGCCACAAGAAGGACAGUAGCCCCUACAGGAUGAUGCUCCACGCCUACUACCUGCGCAUCCCCACCGGGAAGGAGCUCAUCGAGGUCUGCGCGCCCGACCCCUUCGUCACCGCCAUGGACAGCAACUGGGUGCCCCACCAUGUCACCCACCGGCUGGAUGAGACCAUCCAAGAGCUGAAGGAUAAGAUGAUCCGGAAAGGGGAAGAGGAAGAGAGCGAAAACGCGGUGCUGAGCCCCAGAGAAGAGGCCCCGGGCAGCGUGGGCAGUGCGGAGGCGGAGGAGCAGCGAGCCAAGUGUGAGCAGUGGUUGGCCGAGUGGGCUUUGGAGUGAGCGACUCGCCUUUCCGCUUCGCAACCCAAAGCCCCAUUUUUGUCCUAGUGGGUCCUGGCCAGCGUCCCCACCAAGCCCAGAACUGACCACAUCUGCACUGGUUGUACACCGCAGUCCCCUUCACUCCUGGGCCCGGCAUGCGACAGAUCUCAUCAGCAGCUGGGGCUGCCUUGGGUUUUAUGCUCCUCCUCGCCUGCCUGAUCCCCGGGUGCCGGUCCCGCGCUCCGUGCCUCCGCAGCAGAGUUAGCGUGUCCCGCGGCAGCCUUGAGCGCAGCUUGGGCCCUGUGCCGGGGCUCCGACACGGCGGGACGAGCACGGACACGAGCCCUGCCAGGAAGGUGCCGGUGAUGCCUGCAGACCCAGUGCAAAGCCAGAGAGCUCCCAGUGGAAGGACAGGGAGGUGACUCGAAUGUCCUGCCGGAUGCAGCCCCGGGGGCUGUUUCCCGCGUUCCCACCCGGCUGCUUUGGGGCACAGGGUGACUUUCCUGCCGCUUCUGGGGGCUUCGAUGGCCAAACGGCGACGUGCGGAGCAGGAAGGGUCCCCGGAGCACCGCAGAAGGUCGCGGAUCCCUCCCUCUCCCUGCCGACAUCCUGGCUCCAUCCAACCACCGGUAUUUUUUAAGGAUUUGUUGAAGAUGAAUGGAUUAAUACUAUGUGAUUUUAAACUUUUUUUCUUUUUUUUUUUUUCAUAUUUCUAUGAAGAGAAUCUAGUCUUUUAGCAGUUCUGAAAUACCGAGGGCCUCGGAAAUGCGUGUAUUUUUAGUACUUGUACCUGAAAUAGCCAGCAUCAUUAAGCUAUUUUUAAUAGAUCUGAUUAUUCUUUCUACCAGGGUCUGCUUUUCUUAGCACCCACUUUUAUUCUGGAUACAUUUGCAGCCCCGCUGGGGCAGGAUCAGAAGGUUAAAGCCUCCCUCUGCCUUUCCUCACUGUCAGGGAGCAAGGAGCCCGUUUUUGUCUGACUGCUUGAACACCAGCACUAGAGGGUGCUGGAGAUGGGUCUUCCAGUUGGCAACCAGCCGGGAGAAGAGGCUGAAGCUGUAAGAAAACACGAGGGCUAAUGAGUGGCGGGAAGGAAGGUCGCGUUUCGCGCUGGAGCUUGCAGCACACGGAGAAAAGUCAGCCUGAACAUUCCCAUGCUCGGCCAGCCCACCCGUCCUGCCUCUGCGCUCCCGCUCGCCCGCGCUGCUCCUCUGCAGCCCUCGCAGCGGGUUUUGAAGGGCGAGAGAAGAGGUUGCCUGGGGUGGCGCUGGGAGAGAGCCCCGAGGCU